AUGGCCGAACCCACUAACGACGUCUCCGCGGAGAUUACGGAGCUCCCUGCAACCAAAGAGAAGCUCGACGAGCUUACUCAAGCCGCCUCCCUCCAAUACUCGCUGAAGAACUUCUCCGCCGCAGCUGAUCACUAUGCCGACGCCGCUGAAAUUCAGUCCAAACUCAAUGGAGAAAUGGCACCCGAGAACGCGGAGCUCCUCUUCAAUUAUGGCCGUGCGCUGUACAAAGUCGCAAUCGCGAAGAGCGAUGUGUUAGGCACCAAGGUCGCACAGGAAGAGAAGAAGAAGCCCAAGACGAAGAAGGUGAAAAAAGAGGAGACGAUACCUGAAGAAGGCAGCGCAGCAACGAAUGGCUCAUCGGCAGCGGCAGGGAAGGAGCAGACCGCAGAGUCGAAGCCGUUUUUCCAGCUGACUGGUAUGGAGAAUUGGGAUGACUCGGACGAGGAGGGGGACGACGACGAGGAAGGCGAAGGUCAAGAAGAAGAGCAAGACGACUUCGGUGACUCGUUCGAGAUGUUCGAGAUUGCGCGCGUGCUGUACCACAAGCAGCUAGAAACGCACGAGGGAAGUGACAGCGCAGACAAGGGCAAGGGCAAAGCCGAGCUGACGCCAGAGGCGCGCGCAAUCAAGGAAAAACUCGCAGAUAUCUAUGGUUUCCUAGUCGAUCUUUCCUUCGAGAACGAGCGCUUCCACGACGCGAUACCGGAUGCACGUACAUCACUGGCGCUGCUGGAGGACCUGUAUAAUUUCGGCCAUGAAAAGGUCACCUCAGCUCACUAUACGCUAUCAUUGGCUCUAGAGUUUGCCUCAAUGGCGAAGAUUCGCGAGCAGCAGGCGAACAAGGAAGUAGCCCCCGAAGACGCCAAGAAACAAGAGGAAGAUGUCGUUGAUUGGGAUCUGAGAAACGAAGCAAGCAAGCACACCGAGCUAGCCAUAAACAAUCAAGAAGCGCACCUGAAGAAAGCAGAGGAGUCUCUGUCUUCAGGAAGUUUUGCACCCGAGCAGAAGAAGGAGCUAGAAGCUGAAUUGGCGGAUAAGAAGAGCAUGUUGGAAGACCUGAAGACAAGGCUCGUGGAUCUCAAGGAAGACCCCACAAAGCAGAAAUUCGACGCCGUCGAUCCUACGGUCUUUCAAGGCUUGCUCGGCGGGCUUCUAGGUGCAGACCCAGCAACGCAAAAGGCUGCUCUUGCCGAGGCCACAAAGUCGGCGAAUGACAUCUCUGGGCUCGUCAAGACGAGGAAAAAGGAAAAGCCUGCACCUGCAGCAUCUUCGUCCUCGGCAGGCGCCGCGUCGAGCAGUAAGCGGAAGCUGAAGGAUGAAGACGAUGAGGCGAAUGGGAAGAGGGCGAAAACUGAAGAGAUCCAGUGA
Messenger RNA from Didymosphaeria variabile, 1368 nucleotides. RefSeq lists its product as uncharacterized. The record is from RefSeq and is a predicted model, not a curated record. Gene Ontology annotation, molecular function: histone binding. NCBI's taxonomy places the organism in Eukaryota, Fungi, Ascomycota, Dothideomycetes, Pleosporales, Didymosphaeriaceae. Gene Ontology annotation, biological process: DNA replication-dependent chromatin assembly; CENP-A containing chromatin assembly. Gene Ontology annotation, cellular component: nucleoplasm. The transcript is spliced from 2 exons. Bases 1 to 1368 code for a protein of 455 amino acids.